Apiotrichum porosum is the source of this 2274-nucleotide messenger RNA. RefSeq names its product U4/U6 small nuclear ribonucleoprotein prp4 (gene PRP4). The transcript is spliced from 4 exons. The coding region runs from base 1 to 2274 and encodes 757 amino acids. NCBI's taxonomy places the organism in Eukaryota, Fungi, Basidiomycota, Tremellomycetes, Trichosporonales, Trichosporonaceae. Gene Ontology annotation, molecular function: protein serine/threonine kinase activity; ATP binding. Gene Ontology annotation, biological process: peptidyl-serine phosphorylation; peptidyl-threonine phosphorylation; mRNA cis splicing, via spliceosome. The record is from RefSeq and is a predicted model, not a curated record.
AUGGCCGCCCCGCCUACAGGUACAAAACGCACACACGAGCGUGACCACGAACGCCGCGACCGUCCACGCGACUGGCGCGACGCCUUCCUCGACGACGACCGUAGCGGAAGUGGACGUGACCGCGAGCGCGAGCGUGAGCGUGGAGGAAGCUACCGUGACUCGCGCGACCGCCGUUACGAUGACCGCGACCGCGACCGCCGCGCGCACGAUGACAGGCGCGCAGGAGGAGGUGGGAGCUAUCGUGAGCGAGAGCGUGAGCGCGAGCGUGCGGGAUUCCCGCAACGUCAUGGUGACCGCGACCGUAGACACGAUGAUUCGCGCCGUGGAACCAAAGAGGAGGGCGAGAUUGAGUCACCCCCGCGUGGUGCUAGUUCCAGGUUGAGUGAACGAGACGCCCCAGCCUCACCCAGACGUCGUGACGCCCCGCCAUCACCCCGUAAGGGAUUCCAGCCCGUCACUGUUCCCAGCAGCUCGAGCACUUCCAAAUCCGCCGCACGCCCAGCGCCGCAUGUCGCGUUCCAGCAGCCUGCACCUGCCGACCUGCCCGAGCCCGAGCCAGAAGAGGACGAGGAGGAAGAUCUUGAGAAGAAGCUCGAGGAAAAGCGCAAGCGUCGUGCCGCCAUCAUGGCUCAGUUCCGCGCUGGAGAGGGUGCCAAGCCACCCCUCCCGUCAUCUCCUAUGGAGCCCCUUGGAUCCGGUGCAGACAGCGUCACCAGCAACGGUGUGCACACAGAAACUGGCACAAAUUCUUUGCUCAAGACUCUUGGCACUAGGUCGAUAACCGCUGCACUCACUCCUGUCGGCCACUCGCCGACUCUUGCGAGCACGCCUCUCGGUAAGGACUUCGACCUCGAGAAGCAUGGCGAGACCGGCCCUUCGAGUGAGGGCCAGGCGGAACAAGAUGUCUCAGCCGCCGACUAUGACUCGACUGUCGACAAUGAUAAGCGUACGAAGAAGGAAAACGGCGAGACCAAGCCUGAACGUGCUGUUGCCGCCGCCGCCCCUGCGGACGAUGAGUGGGAGGAAGUGGAGAUUGAGGUGGAGGAGGAGGCCGACGACAUGGACAUGUUCGCCGCGUUUGGUGACGAAGAGCCUGUCAAGAAGAUGCGCAAGGUCACGGUGCGCCGUCGCAAGGGCACCAACGGCGAGGUGGGCGAGAUCAUCGACAAGCCCAAGUCCAACGCCGCGGCCGUGCUCGACAUUGUGGACAACGUCGACGACGUCGAGGGCUACUACCGCUUUACGCCUGGUGAGCUGCUCGACGACGGGCGCUACCAGAUCACUGUUACCCUCGGCAAGGGCAUGUUCUCCGCCGUCGUUAAGGCCACCGUUCUCAAGGCCGUUGGGCAGGAACGCCGACAGGACGUUGUGGGCAAAGAAGUUGCCAUCAAGCUCAUGCGUUCUCAAGAGAGCAUGUACGUUGCUGGUCGCAAGGAGGCCCAAGUUCUCAAGCUCCUCAACGACGCCGAUCCCGAGGACAAGAAGCACAUUGUCCGCAUGGAGCGCACGUUUGAGCACAAGGGCCAUCUGGCCAUUGUGACGGAGAGCAUGAGCAUGAACCUUCGUGACGUCAUCAAGAGGUUUGGCAAGGACGUCGGCCUCAACAUGCGUGCCGUUCGCGCGUACUCGCACCAAAUGCUACUCGCCCUCUCGCUCAUGCGCAAGUGCAACAUCGUCCAUGCCGAUAUCAAGCCUGACAACAUUCUCGUGUCGGAGAACAAGGCUGUCCUCAAGGUUUGUGACCUGGGUACCGCCGCGGAGGUGUCCGAGGGCGAUAUUACGCCGUACCUUGUGUCGCGUUUCUACCGUGCACCAGAAAUCAUCCUCGGUCUGCCAUACGACACUGCCAUUGACAUGUGGGCGAUCGGCUGUACCCUCUUUGAGCUGUACACGGGCAAGAUCCUUUUCCCCGGCCGGUCGAACAACCACAUGCUCCUGCUCAUGAUGGAAGUCAAGGGCAAGAUCCCCGUGCGCCUGAUCAAGAAGGCGUCGCUCAAGGACCACUUUGACGAGAACAACAAUUUCAUUUCCAUCGAGACGGACCGCAUCACCGGCGCAGAGGUCGUCAAGACUACGGUCAUUACCAAGGCCUCACGCGACCUGCGCUCGCGCCUCAUGCCGCACUCGAGCGUCAUGGCCAGGAUGCACCAGGACGAGCUCAAGCAGCUGCAGCAUUUCGUCGACUUGCUCGACAAGUGUCUCCAGCUGGAUCCUGUGCGCCGCAUUUCGCCCAGGGAGGCGCUGCUCCACCCCUUCGUCACUGGUACGCAGUAG